AUGUACGAAAUCAUUAGCCUUGACCACGUCCAUGCAAAGGUAGAUGCCCUUGUUCAAAAGUUAGACAACUUGAGCAUACCACACGCAGCCACCGUGGCUGCCGUAACUCCAAACUGCGAGUUAUGUGGAAUUCCUGGACACACUGCACCAGAAUGUCAGAUAUUAACAGGAGUCCCCGUUGAUCAAGUAAAUUAUGCACAAGGAAAUCCUUAUUCGAAUACCUACAACCCAGGUUGGAAAAACCAUCCCAACUUUUCGUACAAGAACAACAACGCCUUGUAUGCACCUGACCAAGCACCUGCUGUUCCACCUGGAUAUCAAAAGCCAGCUACUAAUGCUCUUAGCAUGCCUAGGAAGUCCAACCUUGAACUAAUGAUGGAAAGCUUCAUAUCUACCUAA
Lathyrus oleraceus (garden pea) is the source of this 399-nucleotide messenger RNA. RefSeq lists its product as uncharacterized. The transcript has a single exon. The coding region runs from base 1 to 399 and encodes 132 amino acids. The record is from RefSeq and is a predicted model, not a curated record. NCBI's taxonomy places the organism in Eukaryota, Viridiplantae, Streptophyta, Magnoliopsida, Fabales, Fabaceae.